AAUGAUGAUGGGUAUCACUGGCGCAAGUAUGGAGAGAAGCAGGUGAAGGGCAGCCCUUACCCUCGCAGCUAUUACAAAUGCAGCCAGCAAAAUUGCCAGGUGAAGAAGAUUGUGGAGCGCAACCCCGAGAACGGAGAAGUAUCCAAGUCCGCCAGCAAGGGGGUGCACAACCAUGCAAAGCCUGGAGGGUCACAAGGGGUGGGGACUAGCGGCCGAGGGGGGCGCUUUCAGGGGAGGGGCAGGGCGGCGCAGACAUCCUCCUUGAUGAGAGUGCAGGUGCAGCGGUCGGACAACAAGCAUGUGGUGGAGAGCAGAACAGACCAGGACAGCAUGGAUGACGGCUACAGGUGGCGGAAGUAUGGGCAGAAGAUUGUGAAGGGCAACCCGCAUCCUCGCAGCUACUACAAGUGCACGGUGGCGGGGUGCACAGUCAGGAAGCAUGUCGGGCGAUCAGCGACGGAGGCCGGCGUGUUGGUGACAUCCUACGAGGGGCAGCACAACCACCCGCAGCCG
Molecule: messenger RNA, 513 nt
Organism: Coccomyxa subellipsoidea C-169
Lineage: Eukaryota; Viridiplantae; Chlorophyta; Trebouxiophyceae; Coccomyxaceae
Product: WRKY-domain-containing protein
Exons: 5
Biological process (GO): regulation of DNA-templated transcription
Molecular function (GO): sequence-specific DNA binding; DNA-binding transcription factor activity
Source: RefSeq, a predicted model, not a curated record